AUGGACAGCACCGUCCCAGCCUCUGUGUUCGAUGACCUCGCCAACCUUAAGGCGGCCAAGCCCGAUCUCAAGAUCUUCGUCAGUAUCGGUGGUUGGACCUUUUCCGACAACGGUACGACAACUCAGCCUGUCUUUGGCAACAUUGCUAAGAGCGCUGCAAACCGCCAGACCUUCGCCGACAAUGCAUUAAGGUUCCUAAAUAAGUAUGGUUUUGACGGUGUGGACAUAGAUUGGGAGUAUCCUGGCGCCCCUGAUCGCGGUGGAUCCAAAGAAGACACAGAAAACUAUGUAUCGAUGCUAAAGACACUCCGGGAGACCUUUGACAACUCCGGUGCUAAUCUCGACAUUAAAUUCACUGCGCCAUCAUCCUAUUGGUAUCUACAGUGGUUUGACGUACCCGGCCUUCUCAAGUAUGCAGACUGGGUGAACCUUAUGACAUACGACCUUCAUGGCGUGUGGGACAGUACAAAUCCGAUUGGCUCUAUUGUUCAAGCCCACACGAAUUUGACUGAAAUCAAACUGGCCGUCGAGUUACUAUGGCGUGUGAACGUCAGGCCAUCUCAAGUUGUCAUGGGCUUCGGCUUCUAUGGCCGUGCCUUUACGCUGGCUGAUUCUAGCUGCACCACUAUAGGAUGUCCGUUUAGUUCUAGUGCAAAGCCUGGACCUUGCACGGCCACUAGCGGCUAUUUGGCGUACUACGAGAUCGAAGAAGUUCUGAAAAGCAACAGUGGCGUGGAUGUGAUCUGGGACAAGGAUGCCGCCGCCAAGUACUUUACUUGGGAUACAAACCAGUGGAUCUCAUACGAAGACUCGGACACGUUCAAGCAGAAGGUCGAUUGGGCAAACGAUGUGGGCAUUGGCGGAGCUCUGAUCUGGGCCUCCGAUCUGGACAAUUACGAGUGGACGGCACACAAGGCACUGACAGGCAGGACAAAUCUCGGGUCUGAGCUGAGCAUCAAGGUUUCUGCGCUGAGCACGUCCGUGCCUGCUGAUCUCGACUCCUUCUUUGCGCAAGACUGCUUUGUAUUUCCCUUUAAGGUGGAUCUGGACAACCCCCAGGCAUCUAGUUGCGGGUCUGGAUACACUAGAGUGGGAUAUGACAAGGCUGGAUGCAAGGGAAAAGAUGGCAUCUGCGGAAAGCCAAUCUGCUGCAAGACUUCGUCGGCACCCAAGGUAUGCAAAUGGCGCGGCUUUGGAGGCGACUGGAACGGCCAGUGCCAUGCGGGUGAGGUCGAACUCGCGUCGUCCAGCUGGGGCGGCAUACCGGGCGAGUCUGGAACCGGGAAGUGCCGCCGUGGUAAGAAGGCGUUUUGCUGCGAGGUUGGCAUCUUCAAUGCACUGAACUUGGGAUGCUACUGGACAUCAGGAUGCGACAAAUCGUGUAAAGCCGACGAACAGAAGAUUGCCCACAUAACAGAGGUCACGCUGCGCACAAGUGACCGAGGAGACAGCUUCGGUAGCUGCAACUGGAAUCGAAAGAAGGCACUCUGCUGCACGCCAAACCUCGAAACUUUGACAACUAUGACGUGCGAUGCGGACCUUUGUGCGGAUGAUUCUUGCGAAACUGACGAGCACGAUUAUGAUGAUUAUCCAACGAGCGUCUUCGAACGAGCAUAUGAUAACGGCGGUAUGUCAUCGCUCCGUGUCCGCUCGUACGAGGCAGCCGACGGAAACACUUGGUUCAACUACGAUGAGAGCAUCGAUUUUAAUCUGUUGGAAAAGCGUGGGCCCAAAGCUAGACCAGGACAGUCACGGAGUGGUUCAUUCAUCUUGAACGAUAUCUUGAAAACAGGUUUUUAUGGCGCGCAACUGGCUUGGGAGAGUAGGCCUUAUCCCUCAGGCCUCAAAGUGCUCAAAGGCGACGGAUCCUCUACACUUUCACUGCCAGGUGGUUAUGGAUCUAAACUAACUGGAGCGCAGGUUCAAAUGAUUCCGAGGUUCCUUCUUUCAACGCUUUUAGGCCAACUUCCAACUGGCGCUCCAAUGAAGACUAAGGUUAAUAUCCAGGCGCUAGUUCAAGGCUGGAACAAGGAAUUUGACGUGUCCCUGCCGCGCAUCGGCAGCAUUGUCACGGACGUCAAAAGCUGGACCAAGCCUUUGACGCCAAACGACCGCGUUUUCGAGGUGAUUGGAUCCUAUGCCUACCGCACGGGCAUGUCUGUACUACAGGGAAGCGUAAACCAAGUCAAGGGCAAUCUCAUGGGCCUGGAAAAUCCAGUCGACCUCAAGCGGCUCAGUGCAAACCUAGCUAAAAUCGCGUCAGGCGCUCCGGAGGCCGAAAAAUUGGCUGAACGCAUCAUGACGGCGCUGCAGUCCACGCCGGCUGUAUUCAAUUACAUAAACGACGCCGGCCUCCAACCCGCAUGGCAGGCGUCGACAGACCUGUUGCACAAGCAGCUGGUGUACACGAGUGAAUACAUUCCCGGGCUGGAAAACCUCUACGACGCGUGGCUUGAGUUUGAGCCGGACUACUACAAUGCAGUUAUGGGCUCGCCCUGGGGCUAUGUUGUUAUCCGCGCCGUCUACGGGCCCGGUACCGACGAACCGUGGCAGCGCAUGCUGGAGAAAGUCAAAGAAGACGUGCGCGAAACUUUCGAAUACUGCCCCAACGCGGGCAUCUUACCUGAACGCCAUGUCUUCACGACCAUCGAGGAUGCGGCGCGACUCGACGGGGCGUCCUCGCACGAGGUCCGCGACGUUUUCAUGGAAUGGGUUGUCGCCGAGAAGAAGAUCUGGGCGAAGCCGCCGGAUGUUGACGACGCACAUUGCGGCACGCGGUACAACUUUUGCCUGUUUUUUGACGCCGCCUGUCUCAAAAAGAUGGAGCAUAGUACUUCUCUCCAGGUGAAGCUCCUCUCGAAGAAUGCAAUGUACCUCGAACCCGAUGAGCGCAACUACGAGAUCUAUCCGGGCUGGGAGGACGGCGAGACAGAGCACGACGAAGAAGACGUUGGGUGGAUGUACCUGGUGUUUGAGGGUUACGUCGACUCGUACGCCUCAUUGGACGACCCGUCAUGGUGGCAUGACAUGCAAAAAGAACUUUGUGCAGUGGACGACUCGUGA
This is a messenger RNA of Grosmannia clavigera kw1407, 3063 nucleotides long. Its product is annotated as chitinase. Lineage: Eukaryota; Fungi; Ascomycota; Sordariomycetes; Ophiostomatales; Ophiostomataceae. Gene Ontology annotation, biological process: carbohydrate metabolic process. The transcript is spliced from 14 exons. Gene Ontology annotation, molecular function: hydrolase activity, hydrolyzing O-glycosyl compounds; chitin binding. The record is from RefSeq and is a predicted model, not a curated record. The coding region runs from base 1 to 3063 and encodes 1020 amino acids.